AUGUCGGUAAGAAAUCGUACGGCACCCGGCCCCGACAGAAUAAGACCAGAACAACUGAAGAACCUUCCGCCAGUAUUCAUCAACACCCUGGCGAGCCUCUUUACACGUUACCUGUCGGAAUGCAAGGUUCCUAAACAGUGGAAGACCAGCAAGACCGUGUUGUGGUAUAAAAAGGGAGAUCCACAUGACAUCGGCAACUAUCGUCCAAUCUGCUUACUGUCCGUCAUCUACAAGCUCUUUACAAGAGUGAUCCUUAAUAGGAUUGAAAAAGUCUUGGAUGAAGGACAGCCAUGCGAGCAAGCAGGGUUUCGAAAAGGAUUCAGCACGAUUUACCACAUUCACACUGUUUCGAAACUCAUCGAGGUAUCACGAGAGUACAAGAUGCCGCUCUGUCUCACCUUCAUCGACUUGAAGAAGGCCUUUGACUCAGUUGAGACGGAAGCGGUCGUGGAAGCCUUGUACAACCAAGGCGUCCCUACACAGUACAUAAAGGUACUUCGAGAGUUGUACAGUGACUUCACGACCGGAAUUGCGCCAUUCUACAAGAAUAUCAUCAUUGACGUGAAGAGGGGGGUCCGACAGGGUGACACAAUCUCACCCAAAAUAUUCACAGCCACCCUCGAGAACUCAAUGUGA
Molecule: messenger RNA, 636 nt
Organism: Necator americanus (New World hookworm)
Lineage: Eukaryota; Metazoa; Nematoda; Chromadorea; Rhabditida; Ancylostomatidae
Exons: 1
Coding region: 1-636 (211 amino acids)
Source: RefSeq, a predicted model, not a curated record